Messenger RNA from Copidosoma floridanum, 1614 nucleotides. RefSeq names its product growth hormone-inducible transmembrane protein. The record is from RefSeq and is a predicted model, not a curated record. Gene Ontology annotation, cellular component: mitochondrial inner membrane. Lineage: Eukaryota; Metazoa; Arthropoda; Insecta; Hymenoptera; Encyrtidae.
UAUACUUACGUAUAAAUUUGAAAAACGUGUCUAAACGCAAAGAAAAACGUCAGCGGCUGAUGAGCGGCUGGCCAAAAUAAGUACGAGAGGGGGUAAAAUAAGUAUAUAAGACAUAUAAGUACAACAUUUACGACAAAGUGUUGGCGUUCGAGAGCAUUCGACGUGCGCAUCUCUCAUCAGUUGCAACGAAGAACGGGAGGAACUCGAACCUUAUCGUGCUUGGCAAUAUAGUAUUAAUAUUUCAAGUUGUGAAGUUAUUGCAUCAUCCGCUGAGUCAACAACAACCACACACAGCUGAAUCAUGUUGCUAGUACGAGUGUGCCGUAGUACGCUUGUACCACAAACCAAAACGUUAUUCAAGCUUCCUACGAUAACUAAACCACAGCUAACGAAAAUUCAAAACAUCAGACUGUUUGCCGAUGAAGGACGGACUUCGUUUACCAGGAGUGCCAGGAGACGAGCUACCAUCACUGAACAGGCAAUGGCUCCAGCUGGUGAAUCAGCAUUCAAAGUUGGACAAGGAGCUGUAGCUGGAGGAGCUCUUGUAGGAAUCGGAGCACUUUGUUAUUAUGGUUUAGGUCUGUCUUCUUCCACAGGUGCCAUAGAUAGAGCAGGAUUAUGGCCCCAAUAUGUCACAGAUAGAAUUCAUACGACCUACAUGUAUUUUGGUACUUCUAUAGCAUCGAGUGCUGCAGCAGCAGCUAUUUGCUUGAGAUCUCCAGCCAUGAUGAAUCUGGUUAUGCGUCAAGGAUGGUUAGCAAUGAUUGGUACAAUGGUUGCUAUGAUUGGUACUGGAAUGGUGGCACAGAGUAUUCCGUACAAGGAGGGAUUUGGACCUAAGCAAAUGGCUUUUCUACUCCAUACUAGCGUUAUUGGCACGGUUCUGGCUCCCUUAUGCCUAUUAGGUGGUCCCUUAAUCAUGAGAGCUGCUUUGUACACAGCUGGUGUUGUGGGAGGUUUAUCGGCUGUAGCUGUGUGCGCACCUUCUGAAAAGUUUUUAUCAAUGGGCGGACCUCUGGCUAUUGGUUUGGGGGUAGUGUUUUGCAGCAGCUUGGGUACAAUGUUCCUUCCUCCCACUACAGCACUUGGGGCAGGGUUGCACUCUAUAGCUCUUUACGGAGGACUAUUACUCUUUUCUGGAUUUCUUCUCUACGAUACACAGCGCAUUAUCAAGAAAGCAGAAACCAUGCCUCAGUACAGUUACGAUACAAUGGCUCCUUUUGAUCCAAUAAACAGUGCUAUCUCCAUUUACAUGGAUACUGUCAACAUAUUUAUUAGAAUUCUCACAAUUUUGGCUGGUGGUGGAAACAGGCGCAAAUAAAUCCAUACCAACUAGUUGAAUUCAUUUCAUUAUUUGUGAAUAAAUGUAAAAUAAUUAAAUUAUCAAGUAUUACUUUUUUUUUUUUUUAAUGAGAUAUUAUUCUAUGAGAUAUUUGAAUACUAUUGAUGAUGCCAGUAGAAUAACUUUGUAGUUAAUUAUUUAUCUCGCGUGUUACCUUGAAUUUGGCACAUUGGUUUCAAAGUUUGACAAAUAAACAUUUAAUAACUAAUAUGAAAGUUACGAAAAUCUCUGUAUUAGGAAAUCCACCUGAAAAUAAAAUUGUAAUACAAUAA